AUGCCCGAUGGACCCUCCCCAUUUCAUCCAGGUGAGCAGAAGAUUCAGACACUGGUCGGGGCAAGGAACGUCAGCGAAGCUCUUGGAAGGAGCUGGCAUAAAAAGAAAAUUCUGCCGGCAACUGCGAAUUUUUGUGCCCGUCAGAGCCUGCUUUAUUUCGCGUCACGGGAUACGGAAGGAAAUAUAUGGGCCUCAGCUCUUGUGGGAGAGCCUGGGUUUGUGACAUCGCCUGACAGCGCUCAUCUACAUGUUUCACCAUUGCGGAGGUUUCACGGAGGUAUGCUCCAAGUGCUGUUUCCCGGGGACCCAAUCGGCACAACAGCCAUCGUGCUGGAGACAAGACAGCGAGAGCGAAUUAAUGGCACUGUCGAGAGCGUCACCGCGGAUGAUUUGACCAUUGCUGUGCAGACCAGCUUCAGCAGCUGCCCAAAAUUCAUCCAAGCACGCAAGCUGGAUCUGCUUACAGAGGAGCUUGGGAAGGUUGGUGAGAUCUUCCCAGUGCACAGGGGCGACCAUGAGCUGGGCCAAGAGGAGAGAGCCUUCAUCGAACGAGCGGACUUCUUCAUGAUGGCGACUGGGUAUGAGGGGCCACUGCCCAAUGGCGAUGGCUAUGCCGGCCUGGAUGUGUCACACAGAGGAGGCCAGCCCGGCUUUGUCCAAGUGGACGGUCCGGGAACCCUCAGAUGGCCUGACUACUUGGGCAAUCUCACAUUCACAACGCUUGGGAAUUUGAUGGAGGACCCAAGGGCGGGGAUCUUCCUGAUGGACUUUGCGACAGGGGACACCCUGCAGCUGACCGGCCGGGCGCAGAUCCUGUUUGACAACCAUGACAUGCCGGGGGCCGAGCGCACAAUCGAGUUUGUGACAGAGCGCUGGGUGCGCGUGGAGUCUGCGCUUCCCAUUCGCGCCCCUGGCCCUGUCGGAUAUUCGCCCUUCAACCCCCGCGGACCCUACCAGUUCUCUGAAGACCUCGUGAAGGUGACACUUCAUCCCAUGCUUGUUUGCGAUUGA
Coccomyxa subellipsoidea C-169 is the source of this 1011-nucleotide messenger RNA. Its product is annotated as pyridoxamine 5'-phosphate oxidase-related FMN-binding protein. NCBI's taxonomy places the organism in Eukaryota, Viridiplantae, Chlorophyta, Trebouxiophyceae, Coccomyxaceae. The record is from RefSeq and is a predicted model, not a curated record. The coding region runs from base 1 to 1011 and encodes 336 amino acids. The transcript has 6 exons.